Spinacia oleracea (spinach) is the source of this 7983-nucleotide messenger RNA. RefSeq names its product calmodulin binding protein PICBP. The record is from RefSeq and is a predicted model, not a curated record. Gene Ontology annotation, molecular function: calmodulin binding. NCBI's taxonomy places the organism in Eukaryota, Viridiplantae, Streptophyta, Magnoliopsida, Caryophyllales, Amaranthaceae. Bases 1 to 7815 code for a protein of 2604 amino acids. The transcript has 6 exons.
AUGGCAAUCAGAACGUUCUCGGCACAGAAAAGUUAUAGGGAAGGAGGGACAGAGUCAAGAAAGAAACUGAAGAAGGUGAGGUCAGUUAAGGUUGCAAACCUGGAUAGGUUGAGGUUAUCAAUGAGGAGGGAGAAAUCGCGGUUUCAUCGCAGUGUUGUGUCUUCCUCAGAUGAUGCAACUGGCACAUCAGGAUCAUCUUCUGUUGCCAUUUCAGGUACAUCAUCUCCCAAUUAUAUGAAAGCUACAACUAGCUGGAGUGCCAGAAAAGGGUCAGUGCAGACAAGUUCAGGUAAUCUGCAAUCUAGUUCUGCUAGCAAUGGUGAUAGCAGACCUUCAUCAGCAAAGUCCGCCUCGAAAUUGAGCAAGGUCUCAGUGCAAGAAUGUUCUGAUCCUGCAGGCGUAAAUAUUCCUGUUAGAAUAAAAGCAGAGAAAAGCCUAAAGAGGGUACCUAGUUUAAAGCAUUCAAAGAAGCUGUCUAGUAAAAAAUCAAUGAAAAUUCGAACAAGAUAUUCUCAGUUCCCAGAUGUUGGCAUCAAUCCAGAGGAAAUGUUGGACUUUGGCAUCCUGGGAUUUCAGGAUAAUACUGAAAUUGAUCCAGAAAGCCUAAAUGUCAGUGCUUCUCAUGGUCAAGAUAGCAGUGGCAAGGUGGGAGCAAAACAAAAGGGAAUCUUAGAGAGAUCAAGAUCGAGAAAGAUGACGAGGCUCAGGAGCAUAAGAUCGUCAAAGGGAAAGCAGAGGCCACAACCCAGACUCAGUGGUGGAGCAACAGAGCUAAUGUCAUAUGAAGCAGAAGUAUCCAAUGCCGAGCCACGUUACAUGAAAAGCACCAGAUCUCAAGAAACAAGAAUGAAGUCUGACAAGUGUUUGACAAGAACAUCUAGUUUGAGGCCUCUAAGGAUCCUAGCAAAGAUUCCAAGCCUAAGGCCUAAACGGAGUAAAUUAAGGAAAAGACCUCAGGCUACUCCACUGUCAAGGAAAGGUGUUGAUCGCGCCACUUGUUCGUCCGUUCUAAAGAGAACUGAGUUCCCAGAUGACAGUGAACUUCAUUCAAGGGGACAAGAGGCUGAAGGAACUUCAUCUUUCCAUCUUUGCCCGUACAGCUAUUGCUCGAUUCAUGGUCACCGCCACCAUACCCCUUCACAACCUAUUAAAGAAUUCAUUUCUGCGAAAAGGAGACUGUUUAGUAACAAGAAAGGUGAGAAGUCAGAGAGCCAGUAUAGGGGAGAAGUGGAACAUUACACAAGUGCAGCUGAAUCUGAUCACUCAAGGCAGACAGUAUCUGCUGAAAGUUAUGCACUCCAAGAAGUAAUGAAUGUCUCAACAAAAAACGCUCUGGAAGCAGAAGAGGAUGGAAUAGAUUUUCUCAUUAAAAUCUAUGCCAAACCCAGAAAACAGUGGGCUACUGAUGGUAAGCUGAGCAAAGAUGACGAAGCAUUACAUGGUUCCACUUAUGACCAAAUCAGUGUCCGUGACUAUGACGGGAAACAUGCAGAAACACCCAGUGAAACAUCAGAACCUGAGGAAACACAAGAAGCAUUGAAUGAUAAUAAGCAAGAGAAAAAUGAGAUCUUCAGAGUUUGCAACAAUUGCCCAAGCAAUAAGUUUCAGCAGCAGAAUCUCAACAUUGCAGCUAUAAGUUUGCCUUCAGAAUUACCUGAUGAUGGUCCAAAUUCUGCGCCUACAAAUAGGACAAUUUAUCCAAGUAUAGCAGAAGAAGAUCCUCUGAAUUCUUCCAAGGAUCCUUUAUAUUUUGCAAGUAGGGAUUCUGCAGUCGGUCCAGGUGGUGAUUUGAUCAAUAUCCUCUCUGACAAACAGAAGUAUACAAGCAUGUGGCAGCUGAUCCAUCAACAACUUGUUUCAAGUGAAGCAUCAACGAAUGAGGCCCAAGAUAUCAUUCAAGCAGAUGAAAAAGAAAGUGGAGAUGGACACACUUGCCAUGAGAUGAGUAACUUGAAUCUGGAGCUGAGUAAAAACAGCAACAAUCUCAAGGAAGAUGUUGAUGACCAAGUUGCAAAGACAGAGAAACUUGGACUGCAACAGACUGCAGCCAUAAAGUUGGUACAAGAAGCACUUAAUGCAAUCCUACAACAUGAUGCAGAGUCAUUUCAUCAGCAGCCAAAUCCAGUCCAAGAAAUGGCUAAUAGUUUUGUCAGAGAGAGGAUUUCAACUCCUACAACCUCCAUCGAAGAAAAUUGCAGCAAAGGUGGUGAAAUAGAUGGAAAAGUGACGGGUAAGGGAUCAGCAGAAAAGCAACAGCAAACAGGUAAAAGAUCACUACAAAAAGAACCAGAUGAACAGAAGAGUUCAGGAAAACAAAUGUCCAAGAGUUUCAGCAAGCUCAGAAAAUUGUUUGUGACUGCAAAAUUCAUCAAGGCGAUGGAAAGACUGAAGAAAAUAAACCCACGCAAACCACAAUACUUAUCUGCUGAACCAACCUCAGAGAACGAGAGCAUAUAUCUAAGGCAUCUAAGCAUGAAUGAAAGGAAAAAUACGGAAGAAUGGAUGCUCGACAAUGCGCUUAGACAAGUGAUUUCUAGGCUGGAUCCUGAUCAGCAAAGAAGAGUGACCCAACUUGUUGAAGCAUUUGAAAUAUUUACCCCAGAGCAGAAAGAGAAGAGCAACAGGGCCGUGACACAUGUGUCUGCUCCUGGGAGCAAGUUAGCUAUCCCUAUGAUGGUUGAGAAGAAACAAUUUUUGGAACCUGUGCAAGAUACUUUAUCAUCUAAUGAACAGUUUUUACAAAAAAAAGAUGAUGGAGCCCUGGUAUCUCAGAAAGCUGCUAAUGAGGAAAAUUGUUCAAGGGAAGAGAACGAAUAUCAGACAAACACCACAGGUGACAAAAUUCUGCUAGAAUCAGACGAGACCAGCAUUUCAGAUUCUACUUCAGUGUUUUCUGAAAAGAGCUCAACAUUUGUAGAUGGAAAUACGGGUAAUGGAGAACCUAUAAACACACUGAGUUUUACAUCCCAAUUUCCUACUGAGGAUUCGGAAGUCAGCCUGACUGGUGAUAUGACCAGUAUUUUCUUCAACAAACAGCAGUAUACUGGUAUGUGGAACCUGAUCUACCAACAUGUAUCAAAUGAAGCGUCAGUUGAUGAGAAGCAGGGAACCAUUGGAUUCAAUGAAGAAAAUCUUGGUGAUACGAUCAACUGUCAACAAAAAAACGACAAAGACUCGAUUCCAGGUAGUUACAAUAUGGAUCAAAAGGAAGAUCAUGAUAACCAAAAAGAAGCUUCUGAAAAUUCUGAACUUGACCAAUCAGCUGCAAUAAAGCUGGUUAAGGAAGCCCUCAGUGCAAUUCUAAAACGCUAUGACCAACCACCUCAUUUACAGUCUAUUCCAGACCAUCAAAAGGCUGCUGAUGAUGCUAGAGAUCUAUACAUUUCAACUCCUACACCUGCCACAGAAGAAAAUUCCAUAGAAGGGGGAAAGAGUGCGGAGUUGGAAAAGCAUGCCUACAUAGACCUAGAAGAAAAGCUGCAUCAUGUGAAGAAUACAAGUCUCCCAGUCCAACAACAAGUGGAAUCUGAUGAAUUGAAGACACCUCAAAGAAAAAUGUCCAACAGCUUGAGCAAGCUGAAAAAAGCGAUUGCAACUACCAGGUUCAUCAAAGCAAUGGAGAGGCUGACGAAGAGUAGUCCACGAAAAUCACAGAAUCUGCAUUCAGAGACAACCUCAGGGGAAGAAAGAGUUUAUUUGAGGCAUCGAAGCAUGGACGGAAAGAAAAAGGGUGAGGAAUGGAUGCUUGAUUAUGCACUUAAACAGGUGAUCUCCAAGUUGGAUCCAGAUCAGCAAAGAAGAGUGGCACUUCUUGUAGAAGCAUUUGAGACAGUGCACCCUGAGCAGAGAGAGAAGAGAAUUAGUUGCUAUCCUUCAAAAGACAGCGUCUUAGCCACCUCUACAAACGAAGUGAAAGAAUGCUAUCUCGAGUCUCAGCAGAAAAGAUCCAUAUCUGUUGAACAGGUUCCUCAGAAGCAAGAUAAUGGCAUCCCACUACCCUCCGGAGAUGCUUUUUUAGAAAGAAGUCUGCAGGAACAUCAUAAUCAACCGAGAAGUUUAGCAGAUGACAUAAUUCCACAGCAGACAAAUGAGAUUGCAAUAUCUAAAUCAACUCCCGAAUCGUCUGAAGACAGUUCAAGAAUAGUUUCUAAGGUUGGCACACCUGAAAAACUUAGUAUCCAGGAUGAAGGAACUGGGACAAAUUUUGAAUUUCCUUCCCCAUUUCCAACUGGCAAUUCUGAGGUCAGGCCUGAUGGGAAUAUGGCCACUAUCCUCUCAGACAAAAGAAAGUACACAAGCAUGUGGAACCUGAUACACCAACAUGUCCUCUCAAAUGAAGCAACAACAGCUGGAAAGCAAGAAGUCAAAGACGAGGAACAAGGUGAUGACACAAACACAUUCCAAACAAUUAAUGAUUCAGAUUCAACCCAGAGUACUGAACUGAAGAAAUCCAAGGUAGACGAAGAUAAUCAAAAUGGAGUCUUUGAUCAGUCGGCUGCCAUAAAUCUAGUAAAGGAAGCAAUCGAUGCAAUCCUAAAAUGUCACAAGCAGAAAUCUGACCAACGACCCAGUCAAGACCAUGGCAGAGGUGCUGAUAGUGCUAAAAUACUUUGUAACACAACUGCUCUAGCUUCCACACAAGAAAACUCUGAAGGGGAGAGAGUAGAAAAGCAGAGAAAUUCAGAGCCAGAACAAAAGAUAAAAGAAGUGGAGAAAGCAAGUGACCCACUCCAACAGAAAGCAGAACCAAAUGAAGCAAACAAAGGCCACACGAAAAUGUCAAAGAGCUUAAGCAAGCUGAAAAAAGCUAUUGUAACUACCAAAUUCAUCAAGGCUAUGGAACGACUUAGAAAGAUCAGCCCACGUAAACCACGAUACCUGUCUCCAGAGGUGGCCUCAGAAGAAGAAAGAGUUUACCUAAGGCAUUUAAGCAUCAAUGAAAGGAAAAAUGAUGAAGAAUGGAUGCUUGAUUAUGCACUUAGGAAGGUUCUUUCUAACCUAGCUCCUGAUCAGCAGAGAAAAGUGGCACUACUUGUUGAAGCAUUUGAAACAGUUCCAGAGCAAAAAAACAUUGGAUAUCUGACAAAACCUGAUACUAUAUCAGAAAAUGCGGCAGACGAAAAAGGAAUUCCUGAGUCUAAGCAUGAUAGUUCCACGUCUUAUGAUGACGACAUUCGUCCAAUGCAUAAUGAUAGACUGGACAUGCUCGGUAACGGUUCUACAUUAGACAAAAGUGCGCAAGAAGAUCACAGCAUAAAAUUCUCAAACCUGAGGGAACAGUUAUCCCCCAAAAUUCUUGAUUCAGAUGACUCCAAUUUGAACAUUCGUCAUCAACCCAGCUCAAAAGGUUCUCCAAACAGUGACCCGUUGUGCAUACUAACAGUGAGAAAGGAGGAGACUGAUGUCAAUCCCAUACAUGAAACGUUUCAACAUGCUAAUGAAUUCGAGCAGGAAAACAAGGCUAACAAAGCCGAAGGCAUUUUUUGUGACAAGCGGAAGAAUUCCGGUAUGUGGCACCUGAUAUAUCAACAUGCCAAAUCCGUUGGUGCUGCUGAAGCUGGCAGCAAGCUGUCUGAGAGACUGACCAGAGAGGACCAAGUGAACAGAGGUGGAGAAUCAUUUGAGACAAAUGCUGAUGUAGAUGCUGAUGAUAGUGAUGGAAGCAGUGUAACAAGUGAACUUACUGAGAAUGAUGCCAUUAAGCUGGUAAGAGAGGCCAUCACUGAUAUCCUUGAUGCGCCACUAGAGGUCGAAGAUGAAUUAACUUCCAGCUAUAGAACAGCUGAUUCAGAAGAAGGUGAAAGAGAAUUUGUAGAGGGAAAUCCUAAGAGAAGUCUAUUCAGGGGCUACAGCAAGCUCAGAAAAAUAAUUAUCUGCAACAAAUUUAUAAAAGCAAUGGAGAAGACCCAGAAGUUCAACCCACAAACUGGGAGAGCCUUAAAUUCUGAUUCAGUAGCUACAAACGCUCAAUUGAAGACUUGUGCACUGGGUGAGAGGAAAGGGAUGGAUGAAUGGAUGCUUGAUAAUGUGUUGCAGAAAGUUAUUUCUGGACUUGCUCCGGUACAACAAAAAAGAGUAUCCUUGUUGGUUGAAGCCUUUGAAAGAGUCAACCCAGAUCCAGAGGGAAGGGAAAAAGGACUCUGUUACUUUAAAACAGAAUUUCCUGAUACUAUUUCCUCAGAAGGAGAUACAAAGGAAAAGGAGGAUACAGUAUCAACAGAUUCAUCACAGAACUCAAAAUUUCCUUGUGGCUUUGACCUCAAGCUAGAUAGAUCGCCAAUUUCCAGCCCGAAAGUAGUCACAGAAAGGGUUCUACAGGAAUUCCAUGAGGACAGAAGUCCUGGCUUAACCAAAGAAUAUGUGUCGGACGGACAAAGUUGGAGAAGUGGUGAUCCUUGUAAUAUUACUGCAGCAACAUCUGAUGCAAUCAGAAUUCCCUCAGAUACAUGUAAAGACGUAACAGAAAUGUAUGGUAAAGAUGCACCAGGAGUUUCACUGGAAGAAAGAACAAAAUCUAGGAAUGAAAUAGGUGCUCAGGUGGAGGAGAUAACUUCAAUUGGUGAACUAAAGGUUGGGAAUACCGUUUUAGCAUCUAAACUUGCAAAAAAGCUUCCACAACCUGUAGAAUCGCAAGAUGAGUGGAAUUAUAGUGUACAACAUAGUAGAUUCUCAGAAAAAUCUACAGGCCUAUGGGGCCUAAUACUGCAGCAUGUCUCAACUGAUAUGUUGGAGAAAAGUGAAGCCCCAGAAACAGUUGAAAUCAAUGCAAAUGCAGAGGGGGGCAGCAGUAGCACUAAGGUAUCAGAAAGGAAAACAGACGAUUCUUCUCAGCUUUGUUCUUCACAGGAGGAAAUAACCAAUUUUAGGGAUGAAAUAGGUGCUCAGGUUGAGGAGAUAACUUCAAUUGGUGAACUAGAGGUUGGGAAUACUCUUUUUGCUUCUAAACUUGCAAAGAAGCCUCCACGACCUAUAGAAUCGGAAGAUGAGGGGAAUUACAGCGCAAAAAGUAGUAGAUCCUCAGAAAUAUCUACCGGCCUAUGGGGCCUAAUACUGCAGCAUGUCUCAACUGAUAUGUUGGAGAAAAAUGAAGUCCCAGAAACAACUGAAAUCAAUGCAAAUGCAGAAGGGGGAAGCAGUAGCACUAAAGUAGCAGAAAGGAAAACAGACGAUUCGUCUGAGCCUUCUUCUAGAGUCAAAAGUUGCAGGGAUAUGGGUGUUCAAACUCCAACAAGCUUUGAGUUCGAAGAAAAUGAAGCUAUUAAGCUGGUAGAGGAAGCAGUAGAAGAAAUCCUACUUCUCCAGGACCAAAUUUGUGACGCAGAAUCAAUGACCAGUAGCACAACUUCAGAGCAAGGAGUCUACAGUCAGAACAAUGGAGAUGUCAAAGAGCGCUCACCCGUUGACACAGAAAUUGCAAGCGCUUCAACAUCACUUCAUAGUGUUGCAACUCUAGAGGAAGAGAAAACAUCAUCAAGAGAAAAUUUACCCAACAGCUAUAGCACACUUUCCAAAGUUGUUCUGUGUAAAAGAUUUGUCAAAGCAAUGAACAAAAUGCGAAAACUUAAAGCACAGCAGGCUCAAGACCUUUCUCAAUCACCUCACUCACAAGAAGGUAACCCUUCUUUGCGUCAAAUUUCAACCAGUAAAAAGGCAAGUUGGGAGGAAGGGAUGCUUGAUAAUGCACUUCAGAAAGUUAUAGGAAACCUUGCUCCUGCAAAGAAACAAAGAGUAGCACUUCUUGUUCAAGCUUUUGAGACAGUUGGUUCGCAGCCUGAACCCGUUAACAGCUGGAGAGGCAAAAAAUUGGUCUCAUAAAAGUAAACAUAUCAACAUAGUACAUAAGUUUCUUUUCACAGGUAUCAGCAGAGUUGUACAGUUAAGUUAAUGACAUUGGGUUUUGUCUAUUAUUGUUCAGUGCUAUUACAUUAUGUAUUUAUUCAGCUAAUGAUGUGUAUUUCACUAUUUUGAAGUACACUUAAGUAA